Molecule: messenger RNA, 993 nt
Organism: Cyphomyrmex costatus
Lineage: Eukaryota; Metazoa; Arthropoda; Insecta; Hymenoptera; Formicidae
Product: S-formylglutathione hydrolase
Exons: 5
Coding region: 111-971 (286 amino acids)
Biological process (GO): formaldehyde catabolic process
Cellular component (GO): cytosol
Molecular function (GO): S-formylglutathione hydrolase activity
Source: RefSeq, a predicted model, not a curated record
GAGAAGGUCGGACUGAUCGAAGAUCAUAUAGCUGAAAACAGUUCAAAUAAAGUCCAACAUUGUAAAUAUUGAUUGUAUAUUUUGGUAUAUAUACUGAAGAUAAGUAUACAAUGUCUGAAUUAACAGAAGUUGAGAAUAAUAAAAUUUUUGGAGGAUGGCAGAAAGUAUAUACACACAACAGUACCGAAUUAGGAUGCAAGAUGAGAUUUGCUGUUUAUAUACCAUUUCAAUCUGAAAAGGAACCAUUACCAGUUAUCUACUGGUUAUCUGGUCUCACUUGUACCGAGGCUAAUUUUAGUCAGAAAGCUGGAGCACAAAAAUAUGCUGCAAAUUAUGGUGUACUUCUUGUCAUACCUGAUACUAGUCCAAGAGGAUUGAAUAUUUCUGGAGAGGAUGACAGUUAUGACUUUGGUACUGGCGCAGGGUUCUAUGUAGAUGCGACAAAUGAACCAUGGAAAAAAAACUACAGAAUGUAUAGCUACAUUACAAAAGAAUUGCCAACUUUGAUUAAUAAAGAAUUUCCAGUUUUGUCAUCUAAACAGUCUAUAAUGGGCCAUAGCAUGGGAGGACAUGGCGCUUUAAUUUGUGCUUUUAAAAACCCAGGACAAUUCAAGGCAGUUUCAGCUUUUGCACCCAUAAGCAAUCCAAUCUCAUGUCCAUGGGGGAAAAAAGCCUUCUCAGGAUAUUUAGGAGGAUCAGAAGACAAUGAUACAUGGAAGGAAUGGGAUGCUACUGAACUAGCAAACAAAUACAAUGGCCCACCUUUGGAUAUUUUAAUCGAUCAGGGCAAGGAUGAUAAGUUUCUGAAAGAAGGCCAAUUAUUACCAGAGAAUCUACUAAAUGCUGCAAAAGAUAAGGAUAACAUUGCACUAACUAUCAGAUUUCAAGAUGGUUAUGAUCAUAGCUAUUACUUUAUCGCUACAUUUAUUGAAGAUCACUUUAAGCAUCAUAUGAAAUAUCUUAAAAAUUAAGUUUGUAUCCAAAAUUACUGUU